Molecule: messenger RNA, 2251 nt
Organism: Mytilus californianus (California mussel)
Lineage: Eukaryota; Metazoa; Mollusca; Bivalvia; Mytilida; Mytilidae
Product: kinesin-related protein 7-like
Exons: 11
Coding region: 176-1561 (461 amino acids)
Source: RefSeq, a predicted model, not a curated record
CGCGUAAAAAAAAUCCAGCUAUUUCAAAAGAAAAGAAAAAGCCUGUUGGAUUAACUUCCCUAGUAGGAUGUUCACAGCAGGUAUGCAAAUACCCAAUAAGAGGGAUCAACGACAAUAAUGCAUGCUGUUUCAAGAGAUAAAUUCUGUUUAUAUGAAUAGUGAGAGGUAGAACACGAUGUUAUUUAAAAAUGAGACAAUAUGCAUGGUUGUCGGGAUUGCUGGAAUCAUAUAUUUCGUUAUUACACUAGUGGGAUUCAUCUAUUGUAAAAUCAGAAAUAUUACAUGCUGCCAUGAAACACAUCAGGAAAGCAGUAACGAGUUUAAGAUUGAAAGAGAAGAGGGUAUUAGAGAAUCAGGUGUUUGUGGAGAGCUGGACCCAACACUGCAGCGCUAUGGUAAAAAUCCCACGCAUGACAGCAACUUGAGAGCAAAAGAAUCAGAUGAACAAGGGGAGCCAAAAUAUGAUUAUGCAGUCACAGGAGAAAUAUCUAGAUGCACAGGUAAUGAAUCACAGAAAAGUCAAAAAGAGUUUAAGAUUGAAAGAGAAGAGGGUAUUAGAGAAUCAGGUGUUUGUGGAGAGCUGGACCCAACACUGCAGCGCUAUGGUAAAAAUCCCACGCAUGACAGCAACUUGAGAGCAAAAGAAUCAGAUGAACAAGGGGAGCCAAAAUAUGAUUAUGCAGUCACAGGAGAAAUAUCUAGAUGCACAGGUAAUGAAUCACAGAAAAGUCAAAAAGAGUCAAUAGACCACAAAAAGAAAAAUACGAGUAAAAACGAAACAGAGACCAACAAGAAAGCUGAUGAGCCUGCGGUUAUUGAAGACACUGAAUUUAAAAGGAAAAAAAAGGCGAAUGCAAAUAAGCCAAUCAAAAGAACAUGUUUGAAAAGUGGCACAGUACAUUAUGAAAAUGAAGUGGAUACCCCUGUAAACAAGGCAAACGAUGACACUGAAAAUGAAAGUGUUAGUGACACGUCUUAUGUUCAAAUGAGAAAAACAGAUAGUGCAUCUAACCAGUAUGAGAAUGAAGGCAAUAAAAUUUCUUCAAAUGAGCAUGAAAGUAACGUUUAUGAGAGUGUGCAUGGUUUGUCAAAAAAGAUGAUGACCGUCGUAGACAUAGAUAUUGAAGCCAAUAACGAUGAAUGUAUGGCAACAUCAGACAAAGGUAUUAGUGACAAUAUGAGCCACAAAAAAUUGAACACAGACAGAGACAAUCUACAAACUUCAAAUACCAAUUAUAUAGAAAACAGAGAGAGAGAACAUGGUGAAAGGUUGGGAAAAAGGGACUCUUACAGUAAUAGAGAGAGCCAGGGAAGUGGUCAAAGCAACGAGAGCAGAAAAAGUGAUGAAAGCGAGGAAAGCAAUGAUAGUAACAAUAGUAGAUCUACAGAUAUAUCUGUUCGUUCUGACAAUACAGAUAUAUCUGUUCGUUCUGACAAUUCUCCAAGAGAAUCAGCACCAUCAACAAACCCUAGUCAAGACAGUAGUGCUACGUACAUCAAUGUUUAUGCAAAACAUAUUCAGAUUGGUCCGAGCACUAUUGUCCACAUGCAUACAGAUUAGCAUAUAGUAAAAAAUUAAUGUAUCUAUCUAUAAAUAACAAAGUGAAGAAUGUUAGAGGUCGUAGUUUAUGUUCUCUAAAUUUAUAAAUCCAUUUGGAAUAUAUCAAUUAUGCGGGAAAACCGGAGGGAAUCGUAUGAAGUCUAAACGGAACGAGUCCGAGUGCAUCAACAUGGUAAACGUCUCCUGCUUACAUAUAUCACUCUUCAUACUUCAUACAAAAUCAGACUCAUAAAAAUAUGUCACUAGAGAUGGGACACAAGCAAUAUGUUUAGAUCAGACGACAUUUCUGAUGUAUUUAGAUUACAAUAUCUUUGAAAACAGAUUUGCAUAAAAUUUAUUUUGAUAUCCGCUUAUUCCUUUUCGACAAAAGAGAUUUACAUGAUGAAAAUGCAGGAUGGAAAAUAUUGAAUGAUUUGUUAUCAAAUGAUUUUAAUUGUUAUGAUUUAUGUUCUGCAUUGCAUAUGACAAAUCAGGUAUUGAAAUUUAUGUUAUAUCGUCUGUUUUUGGAAUUCCAAAUUACUCAUACAUGGCUUAACAAUGAAAAGAAGCUAUAUUUUAUUUUUACUUCACGUUCUGACGAGUAUGAGUAUUUAACGAAUUUUUCAAUACUUGAUGCUUUUGUUGAUUGGCAGUAAAGGCCGGUUGAGAACUAAUUGUACGGCAAAAGGAAUAAAGUAAUUGUUUCCUACA